AUAUCUCUUCACUAUCAGACAACUAUAAACAUAAAUUUAAAUUAAUUUUGCGUGGAUCUCAAGAUGGUUUUACACCUAAACAAUUUCAUGAUCAUUGUGAUGGGAUAGGUCCCACACUCACAGUCUUAAGAGAAAAGCACUCUGGUGAAAUACUUGGAGGUUAUAAUCCUUUAAAUUGGCACUCAAUGGUUGCUGGUAAUUACAGUCCAACAGAUUCAAGUUUUAUUUUUUCGUUAGGUGAUAAAGUUUUUUGUUUCGAUCAAGUGUUGAGCAAAAUCGUUGAUCGAAAUAAAGCUAUUUAUCAAAAUGGAAAUUAUGGACCUUGCUUUGGUGGUGGUGAAUCGGAUUUAAGAUUAUUUGGAAAUAAUUUUAAUGAAGAUAUUCGCUGCCGUUGUGUUAGGACUAGUUAUCAAUUUAAAAUAAGAAAUAGUGAAGAUGAGUUUUGUAUUGACGAAUUUGAGGUGUUUCAAGUUCUUACAUCAAUAGAAGAUUAG
This is a messenger RNA of Dentiscutata heterogama, 494 nucleotides long. Lineage: Eukaryota; Fungi; Glomeromycota; Glomeromycetes; Diversisporales; Gigasporaceae. The record is from the annotation of a GenBank genome assembly.